CUACAGUUGCCACUUGACCCUAAUGAGCACUGUAUGAACAAAUGCUGUAAUAAUCAAUUGAAAUUUCAUUCACAACUUUUCAAAGUGGAAAAGGAGAAGAAUAUAGAAUCAUAAAGUGUUUAGGAUUGAGGAAAAAAAGCCAUCUGAUCUACCUUUGGGGUCACUGAAGGAUCAAGUCCCUUAUACUUUCAGCGUGAGAGACCCAAAGAGUGAAAAGAACCUGGUGCCAAAUCCUACGUGGUCCUUUAAACAGGAAAAAUGGGCUGUGAUUGGAACUGUGGGCUCAUCACAAGUGCUGUCAUUGGUGGAGUACUGGCUGUAUUGGGAGGCAUCUUAAUGCCUGUUGGAGACAUGAUUAUUCAGAGCACAAUUAAAAAGCAAUGUGUCCUUGAGGAAGGUACAAUUGCUUAUCAAAAUUGGGUUAAAACAGGCACAGACGUUUACAGACAGUUUUGGAUAUUUGAUGUGCAAAAUCCAGAGGAGGUGAUGGUCAAUAGCAGCAACAUUAAAGUUAAGCAAAGAGGCCCUUAUACUUACAGAGUCCGCUAUCUAGCCAAGCAAAAUAUAACUCAGCAUGGAGACAACACAGUUUCUUUUGCACAGCCCAAUGGUGCCAUCUUUGAACGUAGCCUGUCAGUUGGGACAGAAAAUGACAGCUUUACUGUCCUCAAUCUUGCAGUUGCAGCUGCACCCAUUCUGUAUCCAAACUCCUUUGUCCAAAUGGUAUUAAACACAUUUAUCAAGAAGUCAAAAUCUUCUAUGUUCCAAGUCAGAACCUUGAAAGAACUAUUGUGGGGCUAUCAAGAUCCAUUCCUAAGUUUGGUUCCCUACCCCAUUGAUACCACAGUUGGUGUAUUCUACCCCUAUAACAAUACAGCAGAUGGAUUUUACAGAGUCUUCAAUGGAAAAGAUGACAUAAGCAAAGUCGCAAUAAUUGACACUUAUAAAGAUAAAAAGAAUCUCUCAUAUUGGCUGGGUUACUGUGACAUGAUCAAUGGCACAGAUGCAGCCUCAUUUCCUCCUUUUGUGGAGAAGUCCAGGAUAUUAAGAUUCUUUUCCUCUGAUAUUUGCAGGUCAAUCUAUGCUGAAUUUGAAAACGAGAUCAAUCUGAAAGGGAUCCCAAUGUACCGAUUUGUCCUUCCAUCUAAAGCAUUUGCAUCUCCUACUGUAAAUCCAGAUAAUGAAUGCUUUUGCACAGAAAAAAUUAUCUCCAAGAACUGCACAUCAGCUGGUGUUCUGGACAUUAGCAGCUGCAAAGCCAAAAAGCCAGUGUACAUUUCACUUCCUCACUUUCUACAUGCAAGCCCAGAUGUGCCAGAACCUAUAGAUGGGUUAAACCCAAAUGAAGAGGAGCAUCGGACAUACCUGGAUGUUGAACCUAUCACUGGAUUUACUUUGCGAUUUGCGAAACGACUGCAGGUUAACAUCCUCGUUAAACCAGUAAAAAAAAUUGACACUUUAAGUAAACUGAAACGGAACUAUAUUGUCCCAGUUCUUUGGCUUAAUGAGACUGGUACCAUUGGUGACGAAAAAGCUGAAAUGUUCAGAAAACGAGUAACUGGCAAAAUAAACCUCUUGGGACUGGUAGAAAUGGUUUUACUCACUGUUGGUCUUGUCAUCUUUGUUGUAUCCAUGAUUGCAUAUUGUGUAUGCAGGUCAAAGAAAAUAAAAUAAGUAACAAGAGACACUUUGGAUACAGAAGACAACAUUGUCAUGAUUGGGAUCGUCAGUAACAUUGGCUCAAAUAAUCCAGAUUUAACAUAGUUUGUGUGCACAGACCAUACUAGGGAGAAGCUGAGACAUUGAUCUUAAAGCUAACUAGAAAUAUUUUUUUUUUCUGAAGGACUAUUAUUAGGUUGCCGCUACAUUAAAAAAAAUUCCAUACCCCUCAUCAUACCUUUGAAAAUGCCUCAUGAUCAAGUUGGUUACGAAAUCUAUAGAAUACAAUUACACAUGAGAAAAUUGCUCCUAUCUCUAGUACUGUCUGGUGAGAGAUUCAGUACAAAAGUUGAAGUUUACACUGGCUAAGGACUGAGAUUUCCAAUGUUUCAAUGUCCGAGGUAAAAGAGCUGUCACCAGCUAUGUUGUCUAUAUAUAGUCAGUGGCAAUAAUUCAACUUUUUUUUUUACUUUCUCAAAAGCUGUCAGUUCAAUACUUCAUGAGAAACAAUUAACUUGAAAGGCCAAUGGGAAAUAUAUGAAUAUUGUUGCCACAGUUUCUACCUUAGCCCGUGCAGAAACAAAAUAUGCAUCAACCACUUUUUAUUCAAGUGUAAGCCUUGUUCUUCUAGAUCCUGUGCAUGAAAAUGAAAACCAUUCAAUCACCUGUCUUUUCAUUUUCAUGAAUAUGGGCAUUUUUCCCAAGCCUUUCAGUUAUUUAGGGAGCUUGUGAGUGUAGUCCUUCAUCCUUCCAUUCAUCUGAGACUUAAGAUAGGUUAUUGCAGAAUGCUGCCCUGUCAUCAGAGAAAGAAUCAUAAGUGUUGUUUUCAUGGACUACAAUCAUGGAGAGAAUAUGUAUAUCAAUAAAGUUAUUUGUUACAUUUUAACUGAGGAUUGCAUAGUAACUCCCAAAAGGACUGAUUUAAAACUCAAAUUAUUUUGAUUAGUCCUCUUCUAUAUUAUUGUACUCCUCUAUUCCUUCAUUUUCAUGUAGCAUAUACCUUUCCUUUUUUGUUCUUCCAACAUAGGAAUAUUUUAACAUUUCCUUUCUUCAUCUAGGUUCUAUCUAAGUUUUGCUGAAAAUUAAUCAACAAUAUCUGAUUACCCUUCAGCUUCAUUUGGUUUUUUUUGUUUGUUUGUUCGUUUGUUUUUUUCUGAAGAAUUGGGGAAGAAAAGGCAGAAGCAUGCUGAGUUCCUUCUCUGGUUCACUUUUUAAAAAAUAGAAGUUGAGGUACUCUGAGUAGAGUUCUUCCAUCCCCUGCAUUGGUAGAGGCAAUUAAUGACCUGUUUUUUUCUGUGGUCAUUGAUAAUACCAGAGUAUGGUAGAAUAGAAGUUCACUUUUCUUGGAAAGAAGGGUACACUUCAUAUUUCUAGGAUAGAAAAAAGAAGCAAAAUGAUUAUAUAUUGUUAUGCCAAAUAUAAAACCAAGAAACAGAACAUUAAUCAUUUUUCUUUCAUAUUAAAAUUGGGAAUAGAUCAGGAUCUCAGUAAGUACAAUGGCACAUCUUGAGUAGGGAUGGGGGGCGGGAAUCUCCUUGAAGAAUUCAGAGAUCUAACAGAAUUAGUUAAUUGGAGAUAUAGAUGUAUAUCAGUGUAUUAAACAAUUAUUAGUUUAUUGUGAGGUACAAAAUCUAUUCUUAGAUAUUAACCAAUCAACAAGAUAACCAAAAGCAUUCACUUAGAAGAUAACAUAUAUUCAUCUAAUUUUCAAGAAAUCUCAUUACAUAACAAAAAGUUUAGAUGUGCUUCCUGCAAUGGAAACAUUUUGUAUUUUACAUUUAUCUAGAAGACAAAACAAAAACAAAGAAACAAAAACACAUCUUUAUGUUCUAGGAAGACCCAGAGCUUCAAGGACUAGGCUAACAUAGUUUUGGGACAGGAAAUAUAUUAUCUACCUCCAGUCCCCAAUCACUAAGUAAAUAAUACUUCCCAAAGCAAAUCUAGACCUGGGUUCAGCUGGGUAACACUCCUAGAACUUAAUGACAUUCAUAAUGUAUGCUGGCCCUGAUUCAAGCACUUAGAAAUAAGGGAGGUGAGAUUGGGAGUUUUCUUUUCCCAUGUGCAUUGUUUAAAUGGAGCCUUAACUUUAUGGAGCUCCUGUUAUAUGCUAGACAUUACAUUUCAAUUUUUAAAAUUCUCCAUAUGACUGUCAAAGACUGAAAAUUCUCAUGCAAGAUGUCUGCGUGGAAAAGACUCCGUAGUGAACUGAACACUGUUUCACCUUUGAAAAGACAAGGUUGUUUUUGUAUGAAAAAAAAAUGAUAGGUGAAUUUUUGAUAGUUUUACUUCUUGUGUAUCUGUGCAAAAAAUAGUGGCUUUUUUUUCAAAUAAAUGACUAGUUUUUAAUGGGGUUAAAUGUUUGAGGAUUUGUAAUUGUAUGUGGGUGAAAUGGAUGAUUUUUUUUAAAAAAUUCAAAACUAUACAGAGUGACAGAAAAACAUAUUUCAUCCUUGAUCUUAAUUACAAAAAAUCAUGAAAAUCCUUGAAAACUGGUUUUUGUGCAUAAAAAUUUGCCAUUUGAAAAUGAUCUAGUUUUUGUAGAACAAAUGCUUCUUGCUGUUAAUAUGUGAACUGGGAAACAAAAAAAUAGGUAUUGUGCUUGGAUUCUCAGGAAAAAUGUAUAUUAUAUACAUAUAAAAUAGAUAUAUUUAGCACUGCUUGUGAAAGCAACAGAUGUGGUUAUAUACAGCCUGUUUCUAUACUGAAAUCUAACUUUGUAAAAGGGCUGAAUGAUUGUUUAAAAGGUGUGUAUGUGUGCAAUAAUGUCUCAAUUAUUUUCUGUAUUUUUUUAUUACCCAUGACAAAUAUCUGAGCUAUACACAAGGCAUUAUUUAAUUUGGAGGAUAUGAUGACCCAAUUUUCUGUUUGAAGUCACCCAGAACAGGGACAGAGUAGUAAACAUUCUGCUUUCUCUCCCCAAAAACUGUGGAAAUCUUGCAUGUUUGGUAUCCUCCUGACUACAUUAUGGAUACUUUCAUAAUUUUUAUUCUUUACAUAUGUACUAACUGAAUUACUCUGUCUCUUCUCCCAUAGACUUAUUUGUUUUGAGGGGUUACUGGAGUAAUCAUUUCUAAUGAGUUAAUAAUUUAUAUUUAUAUUGAAGAUACAGAACAUUCUGCCUUCCAUCUUCAUGGCCCCAAAUAGCACCAUUUUCA
This is a messenger RNA of Vombatus ursinus (common wombat), 4814 nucleotides long. RefSeq names its product CD36 molecule (gene CD36). The record is from RefSeq and is a predicted model, not a curated record. Gene Ontology annotation, biological process: lipid storage; receptor-mediated endocytosis; amyloid-beta clearance by cellular catabolic process. Gene Ontology annotation, molecular function: scavenger receptor activity; low-density lipoprotein particle receptor activity; low-density lipoprotein particle binding. The transcript is spliced from 15 exons. Bases 259 to 1674 code for a protein of 471 amino acids. Lineage: Eukaryota; Metazoa; Chordata; Mammalia; Diprotodontia; Vombatidae. Gene Ontology annotation, cellular component: cytoplasm; cell surface; caveola.